Messenger RNA from Onychostoma macrolepis, 3065 nucleotides. RefSeq names its product gastrula zinc finger protein XlCGF49.1-like. Gene Ontology annotation, cellular component: nucleus. Bases 516 to 1154 code for a protein of 212 amino acids. The record is from RefSeq and is a predicted model, not a curated record. NCBI's taxonomy places the organism in Eukaryota, Metazoa, Chordata, Actinopteri, Cypriniformes, Cyprinidae. The transcript has 3 exons.
GCACAGCCUCAGCCCUGAGUGAGAAGCUGCGUCCACCUCCGCCAUUAACUACUGAUGACUGCAGCUGCUGCAGGUACAGUAUCAGCGCCAAAGAGGCUUCAAGUGUUGUGUUUUGGGAUGCACUUACUAACAUAGGAGUCUCCAUAGACUCCUUCCGAGCCGCUGAGGACACUGUGGUUAAGCUUCAUUGUCUAAGGAAAUAUCCUGGAAAAAAUCGGUGAAGUCCCCAAUACAGCUCCAGACAAAAUCAGCUCCUCCCACACUGGAACUCAUCAUCAGUGAAGCUCCUCCCACACUGGAACUCAUCAUCAGUGAAGCUCCUCCCACACUGGAACUCAUCAUCAGUGAAGCUCCUCCCACACUGGAACUCAUCAUCAGUGAAGCUCCUCCCACUGCAGUUCAGCAAUAAAUGCUGGAAGAUUCCCAUCAGUUCAGAAGUGAAGACGAGCGUCAGAGCAUCAGGAAGAGCUGAAAUCUGAUCAAAGACUGAGUUUAUUAAAGAGGACAGAGAGAAGAUGAGAGAUCCAGAGCCCUGCAGAAUCAAACACACUGAAGAUACUGAACAACAAACAGACCUGAUGGAAGAGAGCGAGGAGAGAGAAGAACUGAGAGAAGUGGAGGAGGAACGUCAUGACAAACCUGGAGAAAAACCUUUGAGAUGCUCAAAGACUAAAAAUACAUUUUUAAAGAAAAGAAAAGCCAAUAAAUCAAUCGCCUGCACUCAGUGUGGGAAGAGUUUCCCAUGCAAAUCAGUGCUUGAGCGUCACAUGAGAGUUCACACCAGAGAGAAGCCGUUCAAGUGUGAUCAGUGCGGCAAAACAUUUCUUCGGUCAACAGCUCUGAAGGCACACCUGACGGUUCAUACGAAUGAGAAGCCACAUUCAUGUUCUGAAUGUGGAAAGAGUUUUUCACUGCUGCAGAUUUUAUAUGUACAUCAGAAAAUUCACACUGGUGUGAGAGAGCACAUGUGCUUUGAGUGUGACAAGACUUUUACUUUAGCGAGCACUUUAAACCUGCACCAGAGAGUUCACACUGGAGAGAAAACUCACAAGUGUUCACACUGUGACAAGACAUUCAGUCAGUCAGGAAAUCUGAAAAGACAUGAGAAGAUCCACAGCAGAGAGAAGUCACACGUGAUCUACCAUGGCACAUAAUUAAAUGUGUGACAGAUAUUACAAAACCAUACAAAUGAAGUCUUUCUUUAUGAUACAAGUCAGGGGUAUUCAAUUAAAGUUCCAGGUUCGGUCUCUUCCCCGCGGAGGUCUGGACUAAAAUAAAUUAUUUAUGGGCCAUUCUACAGAAUUGAUCCAAAGCCAGAGUUAGAAACGUCUUGAAAAAAAUGUCUUCAAAAAAAAAGAAAUUGUAUGUAUGCAUAUUGUAUAAUAUCCAAGGUACACAUUUCUAGUACAACCUGAAUUCCAGAAAUGCUGGGAUGUUUUUUUUAAAAUUUGAAUAAAACAAAAACUAAAAGACUUUCAAAUCACAUGAGCAAAUAUUUUAUUCACAAUAGAACAUAACAAAUGUUUAAACUGAGAAAUUUUACACUUUUAUGCACUAAAUGAGCUCAUUUCAAAUUUGAUGCCUGCUACAGGUCUCAAAGUUGGCACGGGGGUAACAAAGGGCUGAAAAAGCAAGAAAUUUUGAAAAGAUUCAGCUGGGAGAACAUCUACCAACUAAUUAAGUUAAUUAACAUCAGGUCUGUAACAAAAGGGAUGUCUUAGAGAGGCAGAGUCUCUCAGAAGUAAAGAUGGGCAGAGGCUCUCCAAUCUGUGAAAAGAGUGUGUAAAAAGAUUGUGGAAUACUAUAAAAACAAUGUUCCUCAACGUCAAAUUGCAAAGGCUUUGCAAAUCUCAUCAUCUACAGUGCAUAACAAAAGAUUCAGAGAAACUGGAGAAAUCUCUGUGCGUAACAGUGUCCUAACUGCACGCGACGCACGAUAAAAGGUAUCUUUUCCAUGUUAAUUGGAGUUUUUGUCCUAACCAGCAAAACUUCUAAUUUAGAAACAGUUUCUGUUUCCAUGACGUCUCGGCUGGAACAACAACAUAAGAACUAUAUGACAGUAGAUAAUCUCAGGUGAUUAUGUGCUUUAUUCAAAGUGAAAGUGUCUAAUGAGUUUAAAUAUCAUUUUGCGUGACCUUAUAACCAUACUGAAACCAACGACAGAUCUUGUAAAUAGUUUAAAGCAAAGAUGACCGUUAAAACUGUGGACUCGCUGUGAAUCAACGAGUGUAUGCCAUGACAAAGAUGUUAUCAGUCUCUCAGUAUGUACAUUUAAUGAUGUUAAAAAGGUUUAAUAUUUAUGAAUUAGAUUAUAAACGUAUCCAUUUCGUUGCUAGUGCAGAGCGCUUCCAGAGAGAGCCCACCCACACACGCUUCUGAUUGGCUGUGAUAUUUGAUUGAUUCUGUAGUGUGGACAGCUAAAUUGCAUUUCGCUGGAAUCCUGUCGCGUUGCGUGUAGUUAGGACACAGUGUAAGGGACAAGGCCAACGACCUUUGUUUGAUUCCCGUGGUCUUCGGGCCCUCACGCCUCUUUCACACAUACUCCGUUUGCAGUGCGUUUGUGGUGCAUAUUUUUUUUCCGCACCCACGUUAAUGGAUCAGAGCGUUCACACUGCACGUGGUUGCAGUCCGGCAGUGCGUUCCAGGAGCGGUGCGUCUGCAGCAGUGCAGAGAUCGUUAACCGAGUCUAUUUUUGCUGUGCUGCACGCACUGAAUUAAAGUGACAGCACUUUGUUCACGGUAAAAAUGAACAUGGAUUUACAUGGAAAUGUAGUAAUUUCACACAAAAACUUAUAUAAUUAAAGUUUACGGUGUUUCACAGGCUUUUUGGCUGGGUUUAAAACAAAGACAAGUGCACUUUUAGAUAAACAAGGCAACAUAUGCACUUGUGUAUUGUGGAGGUAGAAAAACAAAGUUCUUUAAGACACGUGGGACUGUUUGUAAUAAAGAUUUAAAUGCAAAAGGCACUAGAGCUGACUGUUUCUUUCAGUGGUAAGUUUUAAUUUAAAAUAUUUGUGAAAAGUAGGUCAGUGUUUAAAUGUUUCCACUUGCUUGAGCAACUUAAU